This is a messenger RNA of Chlamydomonas reinhardtii, 2313 nucleotides long. RefSeq lists its product as uncharacterized. Gene Ontology annotation, biological process: protein phosphorylation. Bases 126 to 1784 code for a protein of 552 amino acids. The record is from RefSeq and is a predicted model, not a curated record. Gene Ontology annotation, cellular component: cytosol. Gene Ontology annotation, molecular function: eukaryotic translation initiation factor 2alpha kinase activity; ATP binding. The transcript is spliced from 5 exons. Lineage: Eukaryota; Viridiplantae; Chlorophyta; Chlorophyceae; Chlamydomonadales; Chlamydomonadaceae.
UCCUAUUACUUGAGAGCACGUUGCCCAGCCAUCAACGGUUGCGCAUCCCCUUUUGGGCAGAGUUUCUAAUACUUCUCGUCACUGACAUCAAAAUGAGCGUCAGAGAUCGAAUGAAAGGCCCAGCUAUGAAGGCCCUUUGCAUCGCUGCUCUCGCGGGCACGGGCGUUGCAAUCACGCUCGCACUUGCUCGGCGACGACAAGCUUGGCUAUGCUACUUGUGCCGCAAUAAGCCAUGCCGGCAUUCAGACUCAAAAUCCUGCAAGAACAAGGCCUGCGAGACGGAAGGCGGCAACGAGAGUGGUUCCGCAUCGAAUUGCGACCCGACGAAGGCAACAUCGUUCAAUGAGCAGUUGAACAAGGCUUAUGCGCCCGCUGGCGCCACCACCACCACCGCCAGCCCCAGCGCUAGCGCCAUCUGCAGCCCUGACAUCGGCAGCGACGGCACCAGCGACGGCGCCAACGGCUCAGCUGACACUCACCUGAGCGUCAGUACUGGCUCGCGUGCAUCCUCAUCGGAGGCCUCCAGCGGCGCCAGCGGGCUACAGGGCCCGGCACCCAGUCUGUCGCAUGCUGAUGAGCAUGCACGCCCCUCCGACAUUAUGACUCACCAGGCCACGACUGCUGCUGGUGAGCUGACGCCGGGCCCCGAGCAAGAGUCCAGCUCGGCCCGCUCCAAAUCCUCCAAGGGCAGCUGCUGCUCCGCCUUCAGCUCUGACUGCACGGCGUCCAGCAGUCUCAGCAGCGACGAGGAGCGCUCCGCCUCCCAGCAGCAGGACAACACCGCUGGCAGCGAUUGUGCCUCCACCUCCACCCGCUCCGACGGCGUGUGCAGCAGCAAGGAGGUCAAUGCUGACGUCGCCAAGGACGGCCUCAAGCGCGCUGAAUUCAAGGGCAAUCUGGGGAAGGGCGCCUUUGGCAACGUCGAACUAGUGGCCAUCUCCCUGCCCGACGGCACUGUCCUGGAGGCCGCGCGCAAGACCGUGUUGCCGUGCACGGGCGGCACGGCCGAAUUGUGCUGCUUGCUGCAGCAGGAGCUAGACGGACUGGCUGCCGCCGAGGGCUGCCAGUACGCGGUGCAGUGCCUGGGCUUCCGGAUGCCGACUGCGGAGGGCGAGCCGGCGGAGCUGCUGCUGACCUACGCCAAGGGCGGCUCCAUGGAAGAUUUCCUGGCCAAGACGUGUCAGGAGCUGUUCAAGAGGCUUGUCGCACCCGGCCGGCCCCGGCGCACCGGCAAGAACAAGGACAAGUGCGAGCUGCUGCCGUACCCGGGCAGCACGCUGACGGACGAGGCCGACAUGCGGGGCAUGCUGCUGGCCAUGAUGCACACCGUGAAGCACAUGAACAGCCGCGGCUACGCGCAUUUCGACCUGAAGCCCGCCAACCUGCUGUUUGAUACAGCGCCGGAUGGCAGCAAGGUCUUCCGCGUGUGCGACUUCAACCUGGCAACCAAGCUCGACAGCAACGGCCACGUCGAGCGCGCGCCGGGCGGCACGCCCGGCUUCUGGGCACCGGAGGUGUACUUCCAGCUGCAGGGCGACACGCCCAAGUACCCCAUCACCAAGGCUGCUGACAUUGCCAGCGCCGGCCUGGUGCUGGCGGACGCCGCCGGGCUGCACUGUCUUGGAGUCUGCAGCACGCAGGCCUACCUCAGAUACGAGCGCGACCUGCCCCGCCGCACGCCGCCGGCGCUCAAGGAGCUGAUUGAGUGGAUGGUGGCUGAGGACCCCGCCGCCCGCCCCACGCCAGACCAGGUCCUGGCGCACCGGUGGAUGACGGAGCCGUGAGGGCCUGACGGAUGGUAUGGCUUGGCUGCGUGUUUUUCCUUUUUGCCUACAGCAGCGGUUGCGUGGCCAGCGCCGUGAUUGGAGGUAGAUGUAUUGCGUGUAGCGGUUCAUUCAUUAACAGCUUGUGACUGUGUGCAUGGCCAUUCAAAGCAAGCAUAUGCUGCGACUGUGAUUUGCAUGUUGUUUUGCAUGACAGGAAGUUGGGAACCCAAGACAGGACCUGCUGCUUGCUGCAACGGUUGGGUCUGAACAAGUGCGCAUUAUACUGGCACCAGGAGAGGCAACGAAAGUCACGUGAUGGAGCAAAGCAAGUGGCAUAGCUGCGAAGCGCAGUGUGACGGGCGUGCAUGACAGGAUCCAUCCAGUAACAGCGCGGCAUGAUGUGAGCGAGGGUGGUGCGGAAGGAGCAUUUGCAACGUCGCGGUGAGACGGCGGCCCCGCCCUGCCUUCUUCUCUUCAGUGUCACUCCUGUGAACGUGAACGAAUUGUACCAGGGUCUAUGCACUGUUUGUUCGUCCCCGGAACGUCA